This is a messenger RNA of Rubroshorea leprosula, 4249 nucleotides long. NCBI's taxonomy places the organism in Eukaryota, Viridiplantae, Streptophyta, Magnoliopsida, Malvales, Dipterocarpaceae. The record is from the annotation of a GenBank genome assembly.
UUUCUCUCUCCGGCGGCUAGAGGAGGCUGUGAAUCGGAAGCUGAUGAACUGAACUGCAAAGCCCUAAUCUGAUCGGAACAAAAGAGAUGCCUCCGAGGAAGAAAGCAAACUCUUCGUCUAAGAAAUCAAACGCUGCUAAUCAGCAAUCACAGCCGUCCAAAUUCGGGAUCCAACAUUUCUUCGAGCGCCACACUCAGAACGCCGUUUCAGCCUCCCAGAAACGUUCUUCUGCUUCCAACGCACCUGUUUCGGGUGAUUCCGUAUCCGAUCAGGUAAACGACAACCCUAGUUCGCCCACAACCAAUUCAAUUGCUUUGCCGCCUCAAAAACCUAGCAAUGGUGGAGUUUCUGGGUCAAAAAAGCCUAAAAUUUGUUCCGUCGAUUCAAAAAACAGUCCUCAGAAUACUCCCCUUGAGAAUCUGGUGGCCGAGGAUGGUAAUGCGGAGCUCUCUCCUGAAAUUUCUAAGUCUGUGCCUCUCAAGCGCUUUAAUUUCUCUCCUGGAAUGUUGAUAAAGCAAAGCCAGGAUGAUGGAGGAGAUGAGGUAACGUGGAAGAUAUCCCCCAUCAACGAAAGGCUUCAAGCAGUUUCAAAACAGAUUCCAGAGGGUGUGCAUCCUUGUCCUGGUGCUGCUGGCAAGGCUGACAAGCUACUUUCCUUGUCUUACCCAAAAACUUCUAAAAAAUCUUCAGUUGCACCAAGCAGGGUUGGCUUGAAGCGGGUAAACCCAUGUCAGGACAACGAAAUUAAUGGGGGCAAUCUUGAUGUUAAUGCUUCCCUAGCUAGCCAACAGAGUCCUUUCCGCACUCCACCAUCUCUGUCAUACUGCCAUGAUAAGUUUGCUACCGGUUCUGCAUGUGGCGGACCAUCUGAUCAGCUGGGUUUGAGGCAGCACAAAAAGGCACUGCUGGAGUUGCUAGAUCAAGUUGAAGAUGCCAUUUCUACAGAGGAUUCAGUAUCUAAUGACUUAGAGUCUUGUUCAUCUGAAGUCCAAGCUGAAAAUUCUGAUGAAAUAUCAGUAAAAACUGGUCCAACAGUAAAAUCAGUUCCAAUGAAUCUAUCAGAAAGAACCAUAGGAGCAUCUUCUGAUGGUUAUUUCUUAGUGUUGGAGGUAUCUGAGAAGCGUAGGCCUCCUGAAUCCUCUGGUGCUCAUGCUCUCUAUAAGGUUCUUCGCUUGAUAAAUGAACAAAGUGGGGAAGAGCGUGCUGUGUCUUUGUGGGAAGAGUGGUAUUACAGUGUCAUUGCUCCUGGAGAUACUGUAAAUGUCAUUGGAGAAUUUGACGACCAAGGAAAGUGUGAUAUUGAUCAUGAAAAGAAUUUUCUAAUUGUUCAUCCUGAUAUUCUGAUUUCUGGAACUCGGGUUGCAGCUAGUUUUAAUUGUCCAAGGCGAACGGUCCUGGAUGAGAGGCUAACAUCAAGUGAAUAUUCAACUGCUGCCCUGAUUGGGACAUUGCUCCAUGAAAUUUUCCAGGCAGGUCUUCUGAAGGAAAUUCCAAGCAUAAACUUCCUGGAAGAAUAUGCAAGAUUAGUACUCCAGAAAAACUUGGAGAGUUUGUAUGCAUGUGGAGCAAAUGAAAAUGAUAUGUACAAAACCUUGAUUGAAGCUAUUCCAAAAAUUUUAAACUGGAUUUUCCUCUUCAAAGAUUCACAGAACUCCGAGGCUCCUACCAUUGAUUUUGGAUCUGAUAAUGGGCUAAAAAAGCUCAACAUAUCUGAGGUAAUUGAUAUUGAGGAAAUGGCUUGGGCCCCAAAAUAUGGUUUGAAAGGAAUGAUUGAUGCUUCUGUCAGAGUGCAAGUUGAAUCAAGUGGAAAUGAAGCUUACGAGAAGAUUCUUCCUCUAGAGUUUAAAACUGGAAAAGCACCUAAUGGCCAGUCGUCAGUGGAACACUGUGCCCAAGUGAUUUUGUACACUCUUCUUAUGUCUGAGAGGUACUUGAAGCCUAUUGAUUCUGGCCUUCUAUAUUACCUCCAGUCAGAUCACACACAGGGAAUUGCAGUUCGAAGAUCUGACUUGGUUGGGCUUAUAAUGCGUCGCAAUGAGCUUGCAAAUGAUAUUGUUAAGUCAUCAACUACACAACAACUGCCCCCAAUGUUACGUGUUCCAAGCAUGUGUAAAGGUUGUCGGCAUUUUGAUAUUUGCACAAUUUAUCACAAGGCACUUGGUGGAGACACAGAAACUAGUGGAUUAGGGGAUAUGUAUGAUUCAAUUGUUCACCAUCUUUCAAAUUCUCAUUGUUCUUUCCUUAGGCAUUGGGAUCGUUUGAUUGACCUAGAAGCUAAGGAGAUGCAGCUUGUAAAAAGGGAAAUAUGGCAUUCCCACACUGUGAAGAGAGAUCGAUCCUCAAGCAGUUUUUGUUCUAUUGCUCUUGAUGAACUUCCAGAACGGAAGUCUCAGGAUGGCAACAGGUUCAUCUAUCGUUUUGUCCGUCAACGUUCACCUGAUGGCAAUGUGGAAGGAUCUGCAAUAGAUCCUUUAACUGCUGCAUCUUCUCCAACAAAUGAUUUAGGUUCCACACUUAAAAGUGGAGAUUAUGUGAUGCUUAGCACAGAAUCUGGCCGUAAUCCAAUUGCAAGUGGGGUCAUAACAGACAUCAGUCCCAUCCAUGUUUCUGUUUCUUUCUCUAAGCGCUUAAGGCUUCCCAGGAGUAAUGCUUCUUCAGAGGCAGAAGAUUUCUUCCGGGAAAUCUGGCGCAUUGACAAGGAUGAAAAUAUGACGUCAUUUUCUGUUAUGCGGUUCAACCUUGUACAACUUUUUCUACAAAAUGCUGAAAGCUCUCACCUCAGGAAGAUGAUAGUUGACCUUGAGGCUCCUAGAUUUGACAAAGAAUGUGUAUCAAGCCAGGAUCCAGCAAUAUCAUAUCUCAGGUCAGAGAAAAGCUUAAAUGAUGAUCAGCGUCGAGCUAUUCUUAAGAUACUUGCUGCGAAGGAUUAUGCUCUAAUUCUGGGAAUGCCUGGAACAGGCAAGACAACUACUAUGGUGCAUGCUGUGAAAGCCUUGUUGUUGAGAGGUGCAUCCAUUUUGCUCACGUCCUACACAAACUCUGCAGUUGAUAAUUUACUCAUCAAAUUAAAAGCACAGGAUAUUGACUUUGUGCGCAUUGGAAGACAUGAAGCAGUGCAUGAGGAAGUUAGAGGGCAUUGUUUUUCAGCAAUGAACGUCCAGAGUGUAAACGACAUUAAAAUAAGGUUAAGCCAAGUCAAAGUUGUUGCAGUUACAUGUUUAGGAAUUACAAGUCCCUUGCUUUCUGGAAAGAGAUUUGAUGUAUGCAUAAUGGAUGAAGCAGGACAGACUACACUUCCAGUAUCGCUAGGACCCUUGAUGUUUGCUUCAAUGUUUGUCCUUGUGGGAGAUCAUUAUCAAUUGCCUCCACUGGUUCAGAGCACAGAAGCUCGAGAGAAUGGAAUGGGGAUAAGUUUGUUUUGCAGGCUGUCAGAAGCACAUCCUCAGGCAAUUUCACCAUUGCAAAGCCAGUACCGUAUGUGUCAAGACAUUAUGGAACUGUCAAAUGCAUUGAUAUACGGUGACAGAUUGUGCUGUGGUUCAUCUGAAAUUGCUAGUGCAAAACUCAGCUUGUCAAGACUUGACUCUUGUUCUUCUUGGCUACAAACCGUUUUGAAUCCAAGCAAGACUGUCAUAUUUAUUAGUACAGAUAUGUUGCCUGCUUUUGAGACGAAAGAUCAGAAGACUGUGAAUAAUCAGAUGGAAGCUCACAUAAUUGCAGAGAUAACAGAGGCAUUGCUUAACAAUCGAAUUGAAGGCAAAGAUAUUGGCAUCAUUACCCCCUAUAACUCCCAGGCAAACCUCAUUAGACAUGUUUGUGAAGCAUCCGUGGAGAUACAUACCAUUGACAAAUACCAGGGAAGAGAUAAGGACUGCAUAUUAGUCUCCUUUGUGAGGUCUAGUGCAACUUCAAGGAACUGUGCUUCUUCACUGCUGGGAGACUGGCAUAGGAUUAACGUGGCUCUAACACGAGCCAAGAAAAAGUUGAUCAUGGUGGGAUCAUGCAAAACCCUUUCAAAGGUUCCAUUGCUUAAGCUUCUGAUCAACAAAGUUGAGGAGCAAUCAGGCAUCUUCAGAAUUUCCAGAACGGAUUUCAACCCAAAAAUGGAGCUUAAGAGAUGCUCUAAGGUUUGAUAAUUAGGAAUCUCUUUACAUCUUGUUCAUAUUUGUAACACUGAAGAUGUAUAUAAACAUCAAUCAAAUUAUUUUUGUAACAUUUUCAGAAAUGUAAAUGAAAGAACACAACAUUC